Sphenostylis stenocarpa is the source of this 213-nucleotide messenger RNA. Lineage: Eukaryota; Viridiplantae; Streptophyta; Magnoliopsida; Fabales; Fabaceae. The record is from the annotation of a GenBank genome assembly.
AUGGAGCCACCGGAUCCGACCCUUGAGGUAGAGGUGUUGGACAAAAAAUCAGAAACUGAAAAGUGUGGAACAAGACCUAUUCUAGAAGGAAGAACAUGUGGUCCUGAUGCUGUGCAUUGGAACCAUGGCAAUGACAUUGGCAUUAGUGGGGGUGGCACUGGCAUGCAGUACUAUCAGUAUUGGCACUGUGCGAUUGCUAAGCAAGGUGUGUGA